This is a messenger RNA of Microbotryum saponariae, 2418 nucleotides long. The record is from the annotation of a GenBank genome assembly. NCBI's taxonomy places the organism in Eukaryota, Fungi, Basidiomycota, Microbotryomycetes, Microbotryales, Microbotryaceae.
AUGUCGAUGGUGAUAUACAACAUCGGUUUUGGACCCUCAGACGGACCGCUGAGUUGCGAAAAUCGACGCUUAAACGAGAGACGAUACCGAGGGGAGCGCUCGGUGCUCGGUGCUCGGUGCUCAGCGCUCAGCGCCGUCCAGCGUUGCUCUCUCACCCCUGCCACUCUCGGUUCCCACAUCACUCGAAGGCCGCAAGGCAACGACGUCCCUCGAGCUUGGUUCCAUCAGGUCGCCAUUACCUAUUCCGAGAUGUCGCCAGUCCCCCAUGCCUCAGCUACUCGUGGCCAAGCGUCUGAUGCCGAGGUCGACCAUCCGACGGGAGAGGAGACCCCCUGCAUCUCGAAAGGAGCGUCUGUCUCCGAGGGCUCGAACGCAUCGACCAGUGAUCCAGCAACCAGCACCACACCAGCCAAGAAGAAGCCCAAGACCGAUUCUACCGGACAGAAUGGGUGCAGGCGCAAGGGCAAGCUUCGAGCGUUUCAGAAUAUGCCGAUCGACAUCCUUCUUGAGGUGAGUGGGCGUCGGAUGCGCGUGUACGACAUAAAGGCGUCGCCGUGUUCAGCCGAGGAGCCCGUUAAGUCGAGUUCGACGCUCGAGACUUGAGAGCUCCCUAGAACUACCGCGAUCGUAUGUUUUCCAAUCACUGACUCAUUGAAACACGCCUCGUUCCAAAUUGCUUGCCAGAUCGCGCUGCAUCUCGCUCCCGCCACGUUGAUCUCACUUGCUCGCGCUGCUCGAAUCUUCGCCCGCUUGCUGCUGCACGACGCCCACCGCCACGUUUGGUUCGCUGCGAUGGAAAGGACCCAGUUCCCCCAUCUGGAGUCUCAAGCCACGAGAGCGAAUCCACACUCGAUUCGCUAUAUUGCGCGAAUUGUGUUCGACCCUUGCUGUCGUAAGUUCAGCUGCAUUCAGGGUGGCAAAGACGCGCACUGGCGGUGGAGACCCAGUAGGAGCUGACUCGGAUCUGGCCCCCUGUUGACGCCGCUCGAUGCAGAGUUCUGCGAUCGCCGUCGCAAAGCACCCCUCGACCGCGCUCUAUUAAUCCGCGUCUGUAAGGAAUGCCGACAGGCUCAAGUCAAGUCGUCCAAAAGGCUAUCUUGCUAUCGUUUGCAUCCUCGCGCCGAAGCUUGCUCGCUUGUCGCCUACGACUUCGCAGUUCCCAGACGCGGGCCUGAGGCUGUGUACAAUCUCGACGAGAUUUCGGCGGUCAACUCAGCCCUAUUUCACAUCGACACGGCGAGCACCCUCCAGAAUCCGAUUGACCAAAAGUCGUUGCCCCUCAACACGGCCUACUACCUGCCCAAGCCCUCAGGAGAUCCCGCGCUCGGCAAGAGGGCUCUCGAAGACUACCUCAAGGACCGCGCAGAAUAUGUGGAUGCGGUACAAUCUGACGAAUCUAGUCUUGCUAGGUACGAGAAGGUGUUAAAAGCGUUGAAGAAGCAAGACAGUGCGAACGUAGCGGCUUUAAAGUCACAGGUGAAGGCACAGAGGCUCAAAGACAUCACCCAAAGACUGGUCGAGGCUGGGGUGGACCCACGGGACGUCCCUGUCGAGCAUCCGUUCCUGAACAUUGCUCGACGAAUGCCGAAAGAGAGUUGGGUGACCGCCAAGGAUCGAUUGUUGCAAGCUUCCGAGUAAGCUAACAUAUUGUGGUCAUACCAGUCAACCCUGAACUCAUCAACCUUUCUCCAUCUCCAUCCCCACAGGCACAACAAAACCUCGCGCCUUCGCGACGAGCGAGGUCAUGAAUUUGCGCAGCGUUUGGCGACUUUCCUCGCGACCCAGAUGACCGACCACGCUCUGACUAUGCCCGCACUGAAUGACGUGCUGUUUAAUGUACGUGUGAAAGCGAUGUGGCAACCGGCUCAUGUGAUCGUGGACGAUUCGUCUUUCUCGGCGAACCAGGAAGCGCUUCGUCAAGUCGUGAUCGAGCUUUGCGCACCCCGGCGUUUGAGCUAUUUUUGCAUGGCUGCGGACGCCAUGAAUCAUCUACGUUGCGGCGUCGACGCCACUCUGUUUGAAAAGGCGCGCCGUCUCGAACCUUUCCGCUAUGCUCUCGAGGACAACCAUCAGGGCGAGGCUUUGAGCGAAGAGGAAUUGCUCAUGGUAGACGCGGUGCUCGCCGAUCCGCACAUUCACUUCACGUGCUGCGCCAAGUCAUGGACUUACGUCGAGCUCGAGGCCCAUGUAGCAGAGAACAACGCGCAUCAGAUGGGGGGAGCUUUAUGCGGGUGGAAGAACUUUGAUAAGCGCAACAUUCCUUACGACAAGGUCAAGGUGGAAUGCUCUCGCGAAAUCUGCCGCAUCGUGAGACGUUGCCAAGGUGCUGCGUAUCGACCGACCUUCAUCCGAGGCGCUGAACAGCUUGGGAAGUAUCUUCAUGUGCUCCUGUGGUUACGGGUCGAUGACGUGGGAUGA